Messenger RNA from Ceratitis capitata (Mediterranean fruit fly), 3100 nucleotides. It is a transcript of the gene Herp, whose product is annotated as homocysteine-responsive endoplasmic reticulum-resident ubiquitin-like domain member 2 protein. The record is from RefSeq and is a predicted model, not a curated record. Lineage: Eukaryota; Metazoa; Arthropoda; Insecta; Diptera; Tephritidae. The coding region runs from base 644 to 2293 and encodes 549 amino acids. The transcript is spliced from 4 exons. Gene Ontology annotation, biological process: endoplasmic reticulum unfolded protein response. Gene Ontology annotation, molecular function: protein binding.
ACGAACGAGACGAGUCGUCAAUUGAGAACUGAGAGCUGCCGAAAAAGUUGAACAAGUUGUGAAAAAUCGAAAUUUUCUCUGUUAUUCACUGUCAUUUUGGUGAAAAAUCGGACAAAAUUUAUUAGUUAAAUAUUCAAUUCAAUAACAGACAUUUUAUUAAAUAUAAAACACUUUUCUUUUUGCUGAAAGAUAUAUAAGUGUACAAAAGCUGACGCGUGACGUACCACCAAAUCAUUGAAUUUUCAGUACACAUAACAAGAAGCACGAAGUGUAGAAAGAAAUAAAUUAAUAUUUAGAAACCUGGGGAAAGGAGGCAACAACAUAAGGUGGGACUCUUGCUGGUCUUUGUGUGGAACAGAUAAAAUAAAUAAUUUAAUACUAAAAAUAGAUGAGCGACGUAUUGUAACAUCAGUAACGGCGCAUUAUUAAGCUGAACAAGUUGUUAAUUACAUUGGUUGAAACAUUUGUGCAAAGAGAAGCAUAAAUUACACUAGAAAAGUUAAUUACUGUUUUGGGCGAAACGGCCAACACAAUCCAAUUAUCAAUCGUAGUAAAAUUAUUAUUAAGUUGUCUUGCCAGCUGUAAUUGUAAAACUAAUCAAUUCGUACUAAAUCGAAAACAUUGGAUAUAGAAUAAUUGAAAUAUGAACGAAACUGCGUCAGCUACAUCAUCGUCCACGACGUCAUCGGCGGUGGCAGUCGCGGAUAGUGCUAGUGCAGCAGCGACUACUAAAACAGCAAAUUCAGUUGCAGCCGCCGUGAAUGCCGCAAGUAGUGCAGCGGCAGCGGCUGCUUCAACAACAACAAAAGAUACAAAAUCAACAAGUGUUAAAUUAUUAAUUAAAGCUUCAAAUCAACAAUUUGAUGAUCAAAUGCUGGAAACUGAUUUGCUUUGGACAGUGAAGCGUUUGAAGGCCCACUUGGCAAUGGUUUAUCCUAACAAACCACCUGUUGAGGAGCAAAAAUUGAUCUAUUCCGGUCAACUGCUGAGUGAUAACUUACUGCUGAAGGAUGUUAUACGCAGCUACAAAGACGUUUAUACUCAGAACCAUAUAAUACAUUUAGUAUAUACACCGAAGAGUUCUCUGAACGCGAAUUUAAAGAAAAAAGCCAAAGGUAGUAAAUCCUCAUCAUCGGCCAACAUGAGUCCCAGUGGUAAUGCAGCUGAUGGUUUGCGGCAACGCAACAUUUCUGGCGCCGGUACGCCAAAUGCUACAGCUCAACUACAUUAUCCACAGCAAUUAUAUCACCAGUACCAACAGCAACAACAACAGACGUAUCCACAACUAAAUCAACAAUUUCAAACUCCGCAGUGUCCUGCCUUUAACCCUAACAAUUCACAAUAUGCAAUGCCCUUUGGUUUUCCCGGACAAUUAAACGUUCAAGCUAUGGCCACUCAACAGGCUGCCAUGUACAGUUGGAUGCAGCAGGUGUACUCCCAAUAUAUGGAGCAGUAUAUGCGCAUGAUCAACAGUACCACACCAUCUACAGGGAUUGCCAGUCCAACUAUGACAAAUUCUGCAACAUCCAAUUUGCCAGCAGCCGGCUACAGCCCAUUUGGCUUUAAUCCAUUCUUACAACAAUUGCCUUUUCUAGCACCAACAACGUCAGCGGCGGGUGUAGCUACAGCCGGUGUUACAAAUCCUGUGAUAUCAUCAAGUUCAUUGCUGUCGCAACCAGCUACUGCGUUGGCACAACCCGCACAUAAUUCUGAAAGCAACAGUGCCGCACCAGCAGUUGCAGGUGGCGAACAACAGCCACAACAGGUACAGGCGCAGGCGCAACCGGAGGGACAGCAAGCAGCUGCACCGCGUUUUCCCAAUAUUGUGCAGGAUGAACAAGAUAAUCGUGAUUGGCUGGAUAGUUUCUUCUCGAUUACUCGUCUCGCUAUAUUUUUGACAAUUCUCUACUUUAAUUCAUCUCCAUUGCGUUGUCUGGCCGUUGUUAUAAUUGCAGGCGGUAUUUAUCUCUAUCACAUCGGCGUGUUGCGCCUGCGUAAUGAGCGUAACAACAACAACAUUAAUCGUAACAACAAUGCCGCAGAUGCGGAUCAAAUACGUCGCGGCGUACGACAGGUGCAACAGGCGGCACAGGCUGACGAGCAACGUAAUCGUGCAAAUGAGAAUGCCGACGAUGGCGUUGAUCGGCAAGUGCCUGCAGCAGCCGGAGGCGAAGGUACAGCGGCAGUUGUACCUGAAAAUACCGAUAAUAAUACUGCAUCUGUGAUUUCUGUUUUGCGUACGUUUGUGGUGACAUUUUUCACUUCUUUGCUGCCCGAAACGCCGACACUUUGAAGAGAUUUGGAAGUUGAGUUUAAAAGUUUCGUGGCGUUAAUUUUCAGUGGAAAUAUAUAAUGUAUAGGUUUUUUUUCCUAUAUUUAGUAUGUUAAAGAAAUUUUUGUAUUAUUCUAACCAAUAAUUGUUUAUUCCUUUGCUGCGAAAUGAUAAUGAAAUCGAUCUUAGCGCUAAGCAAGACCGUCAUUUAUACGGGGGGCGUGUAUAUGUGUGUAUUUGUUCGCGAAAUUCUUUCUCCACAUAUAAGCUAAUGAAUGAUUAGUUUUAGAGAUACAGAAAUACAAAGACAAAUAUACUUACAUAUAUGUGCGAUUCAAAUGUUCGCUUGUUCUUAAGAAUGCAAUAUGUUUUGCUCUUUUUAUUACUAUUAAUUAUUUUUUCCUUAUGAAAUGUGAAAUAUGAGAAAAGUAUUGAAAUAACCUGUUAUAUAACUGCAAUGCUGCAUAGCUUGUUGUGAAUUGAUUCCAAAGUAAUUCCAUUGGAAAAGAACUCUUGUUUUCUGACCCAUUGGAAAUAUCGAAAUCUAUAGCUUUUAUGGCUACAUCCCUAUUUAACCGCACUUGCACUAUUAUAUAUACUACGUACGUACAUACAUACAUAUUGUUUUUUAGUACAUGUUUACUGAUUUUUGCGAUUGUUACGUCUAUUGGACGUUUAUUAUUUAUAGCUUUUAAGUAACAAAAAUAAACAAAUACUUAGAUACACGUUUAUAAAUAAAAGAAAAUAACGGGAAGUAUAUUUGUGGCAUAAGAAACCAUUCUAAAUAAACUUAAUAAAAAUGCUUUAUUCAUUUAUAGACUACAAAAA